UACUGAUCAGUGGUCUUCGUCAUUAUGCUGUCACCUCGGGACGGAAAUCGUACUGUGCUGGACGGGGGACUUAAGGAUGGGGGACUCAUGUGCGCUUUACUCAUUAUAAAAUGAAUCAUAUCCCUCAAAAGCAUCGGGCCAGAGUCCGAAUAUUCCGCAGAGAGCCCUCUUUAUCCACCUUUCCGCGUUGCAUUUCGAGGGGGAUGCUACGCAUGACGCGCUCCCGAUGCAGUAGGACUGUCAACGCGCUCCUCGUCCAGGCGGUGGGCACGAAUAUCCGAAUGCGGUUUGAAUACGCUGCUCGUCAUGACACGGGGCGUGACCGUGAUAUAAUCACCCCGAUCGCGGAAGUUCGAAUUUUCGAGGGCCGGAGCUGCGACUGCGCCAAUCGCACAUCUUGUUACUGGCGGUCAGCUUCGACCGGCCUGCAGGCGUUUGGGCGAGCUGCUGCACGGCGAAGAAGCAGCGGCCCGUGGUAUGUAAACUCGCCGGCCGGGUUUAGCGUUGUCCUUGGCCCGUCCUCGAGCCUGCUCGAGCCCGAUUAUGGGCAGCACAAUGACAUAUGCACGACUGAUGCCUAUACUGACCCCAUUACGUCGCCCUACAGACGCGCGCAGCGCGACACCCUCUCCGGCGGUUCCCAGAAUAGCCGCGGACGACGGACUCCAUUUUUCAAUUCACGGUCAACGCGCUCGUGUAUAAAAGCCCUUGUUCUGCGGGACGGAGCGCAGUCUGCUUUUUUGCACCUCCCUUCCCCGCCGCGCCCAUUUGUGCUCGCCCUUGCCCGACACCGGCCUUUCAUCUCAUAUACAGUCUUUCACUGUUCGCGUAUCGCUCUUGUAUAUUGAUACGCCCCACGCAAACACUCACUCAAUCCACCGACUCUACUCAUCGCAAGCACCAUGUCGCGCACGGCCAUCUUUGCACUCUCGGCGCUCCUCGCCACCCUUGUUGCCCCCGCCCUCGGCAGCCCAGUCCCCGCGACGGGCUCGGAGAUGGCGAAGCGCGGCGACCACUCCGGCCAGGUAAGCUCCACCCCGGCGCGUGUCACAUCACCUCACGUUGCUGACUUC
Schizophyllum commune H4-8 is the source of this 1073-nucleotide messenger RNA. RefSeq lists its product as uncharacterized. The transcript has a single exon. Lineage: Eukaryota; Fungi; Basidiomycota; Agaricomycetes; Agaricales; Schizophyllaceae. The coding region runs from base 111 to 848 and encodes 245 amino acids. The record is from RefSeq and is a predicted model, not a curated record.